Messenger RNA from Phytomonas sp. Hart1, 1002 nucleotides. The record is from the annotation of a GenBank genome assembly. NCBI's taxonomy places the organism in Eukaryota, Euglenozoa, Kinetoplastea, Trypanosomatida, Trypanosomatidae.
AUGGCUAAGCCCGCUUACAAGUGUGCCGAAAAUAUGUUUCUGCCUAUUGUAGGCUUUGCAACAGGUUGGGGCGCUUUUGUGCUUCUUGAUCAGGGCAAUUUCCUUUCCUCCGGCUUACCGCGCUGGUUUAAGACAAACCAAUUGAAAAUGCGGCUUCAUCUCCAGAGUUUGCUUCCCGAACAUUUAGUGGAGAAGUAUGGCUAUCCCCAAUCAUUCCUGCAGGACGCGAUUUUGCGCCUCGAAAGCGAGGCCAGUUCGAAAUCCACGCCGGAUCGUGUGGGCUUUCAGGAGAUUCUCAGCCAAUGUGGCGUACGGCAGCAGAUACUAUAUCUGGAGGAACACGCGACGGAGGACAUCCCGUACUUUUACAUCGCGGAUGUCUUCCAUGCCUGGGCGACACUUCACCAGCCCGUCUUCCUGCACUCCCCCUCGCAUUUCAAUGGCCCAACGGAGAACCCUCCACGCGACCCCCCGGGCCUUUCUUCCACCUCGCGCGAGGCGGCGGAGUUUGAGUCCCGCCGAUUGUGUGAGGCCGUGUGGGGGAAAAUCCAGGAUGGCGUUCUUCCCUUCGACGUCGGCGUCCGCGUGCUCGGCGUGCUCGCGGUGAGGAGCCCGAAUAACGCGCGGUGGAUGCUCCACCACGGCCUGCUGGGCGACCUCCUGAAGGGCUAUGAGGGCUAUCAACAACGCCUCGCGGCGGGCAGGGAGGGGAGCGUCGGGCCCGUGAGCCCCGCCCACGAGGUCGCCGCGGCGAUGGCGGCCUUGAUGAAGGCCUUCCACGACGCCUGCGGGUCUUUUCGAUGGGGGUUUAUCCCUCAGAGCGCCUUCCCUCUCGCGCGGCGCGUGGAUGGGGAGUUGUGGUGUAGGGUUUUUUACCCGACAUACCAUACGCCGGCGCUCACGGACGCGGUUGGGCCCGGCCUCCGCUUCGUCGGCGCGAUGUGCGAGCAGCUGAGGUGCUCCGAGAGGAUUCCCUUGGAGGGAAGUGGCGCGAGAUCGUAA